UGUAUCCCUGUAGUCUCAAACUUAGCUCGAAUAAACGCGCAAAAGGCGGUUCUACUCUCUCGGUCCGCCUAUGACAAACGCAGCGCUCAGAACGGCUCUCCCCGCUUUACCGACUCGCCAAUUAGUGAGCGAGCCCUCGGCCAAGGGGAGAUACCGCGCAUGCGCUCUGACCUGUGACGGCGACCAACGAGAGAGCGCAGAGAAGCGGGGUUCCUGCUGCGCACGCGCGCCGACCGCUAACACGUGUUCCACGACUGGGGCUCCCUCCCGAACACGCAGACUCGAAUUCAGCGCCAUGGCGGCCGACGGAGGGUCUUUUUCGCAGUCGCUCCCGUGCGCGUUUUCGCCGAAAUCGCGGCAGUACUUGGCCGUGUGCGCGCCGGAUGGCCGGCUGCGCGUGUGGGACACGGAGAGCAAGACGCUGCAGCAGGAGUACGUGCCCUCGGCACACUUGAGCGCGACGUGUACGUGUAUCAGCUGGGGACCAUGCCGGACGGCCGAGGGGGGCCCACAGAGGAAGAAGAGGAAAUCGGAGGCUCCGCAGGCCGCGGAGAAGGCGGACCUGCUGGCGAUGGGCACGGCCGCCGGCAGCAUCAUCAUCUACAGCGCCAUGAAGGGGGAGCUGCACUGCACCCUGGACGGGGGUCACAGCGGACAGGUGAACGCUGUCAGAUGGCAUCCGGAGGAAGCGCUGCUGUACAGUGGGUCCGAGGACACGUACAUCGCCGAGUGGGACCUGAAGACUGGAAAGACCUGCUAUAAGUGGAAGGCGGACCACAGCCCUGUGACCAGCCUGUGCGUGAGUCCCGACGGACGCUUCCUGCUCUCUGCUGGACAGACCAUCAAGAUGUGGGACUUGGACACCAGGGAGGUGUAUCGGAAGUUCACAGGUCACGCCACGGCGGUGACGACUCUGCACUUCGCCAGCGCGCGGCCCCCCGACAGCGACGGCCUGUACUUCCUGUCCGGCGCAGCUCACGACAGGCUCCUCAGCGUCUGGCAGGUGCGGUCUGGGGGGAAGGAUAAGAACGCAGUACUGUCCUUCACUCUGACGGACGAACCGAGACACCUGGACAUCAUUCCGUCCGACGGCAAGGACCAGGCAGUGCGGCUGGCUGUUGUAUGUGAGGACGGACAGCUGCACCUUUUUGAGCACUUUCUCAACGGGCCUUGCAAGAAGCCUCUGUCCCCCACCUGCUCGCUGCAGGUGUCGAGCACGGGUGGCCAGUCGGGAAAGGGGGAUACGCCGAUCCCCGUUCCCUUGCUGGCAGCUGCUUUAGGCUCAGACCCCCAGGGUCUUCUCCUGUCCUACGGCAACCACCUGCAGCCUGUGAUAGAGAGAGUGACUGUGAACGCGGCGGAGAGACACAUCUGCCUGGUUCGGGAUGUCAGGACCGCUCUGUCCCUCUCCAUAGACACGGGCAUUUCCAAGGUGAAGACCCCCGUAGCGAGCCCCGGCGCCAAAGUGCUCACCCCUGGACUCCCAGGUCAUAGUGCCCUCGUGAAAACAGCUCCCGCGAAGCCAGAGAAGAGGAAACAGGACUCCGGUACCAAAGAGAGAUCGAUUGAGGAGCGGCUGGGGGAGAUGGAGCUGUCUUCGGGUGGGGGCGAGAAGGGGGACGCCAAAGGGACUCCCUCGCUGCAGACGGACAGUUACGCCGUGCUCCUGGUUCAGGGCCUGGAAAGCAAGGACAACAGCAUUCUCAAUAAAGUCCUCCAGACCAAGCGAGAGGUGUUGAUAAAGAAGACGGUUGCCCGGUUACCCAUCCCCGCUGUCCUGCCGCUGGUUGAAGAGCUCACCAAGAGGAUGCAAGGACACCCGUACACAGCGGUGCUUAUGGUGCGAUGGCUCAAGGCUGUUCUUGUGGAGCACACGUCCUACCUGUCAACAGUACCAGACUUGGUGUCUCAGCUGGGAGUCUUGUACCACAUGAUUGAGAGCCGAGUCAAAGUGUUCCACAAGCUCGCCAGGCUUCACGGCAAGUUGUACCUGCUGAUGACACAGGUGGCAGCAGGAGAAACUUCUGGGACAGUCACAGCAUUAGACCAAACAGCUAAGCUGGUGUACGAGGAGGAGUCCUCUGAGGAAGAGGAGGCUUCAGGAGAUGAGGGGCUUCCUGAGGAAGACUCAGAUAACUGGGAGGAAGAAGGCAUGGAGGAGACAGCUGAUCGAGAUGAUGAGGAAGAGGAGGAUGAAGAAGAGAAGAUGAACGUGGAGUCAAAAGUGAACGGAGACUCAGACUUGGAUCCAGAAAACGAGAGCGAGGAAGAAUGAGGAAAAGGAACAAGCGAAGAGGACUGGAAAGAAAAGGAUGGUUGCAUUUAUUUUGAUUUUGUUUUAAUGUUUUAUACAAAGUGCGGGAAGGCUGCGCCACAGUCGCGCAAUGCUUCCCAGCAGGUCGGCGCAAGGGCACCUGGCCCGUGACCUUCGACCUCCCCACCCCCCCUCUGAAAGGUGUGCCGGAGAACAAUUUCCCUGACACCUCCUCUCCUCGCAGGCUCUGCUGCGGUGGUACGGUGUACCGCUGCUCUCCAGAUUUUAUGUGAAAUGGCUUUUUUUGAUGGGGGGGAGGGGUUUGAUUUAUAACCACAAUGUAAAGAAAUCUGUAUGUACAGUGAAGUGUCUGUAUAGGCCCUCGCGCCCUGGAUGCUGCAGGAUUAAAGCUGUUCUGUAACCUGUCUCCAUGCG
Molecule: messenger RNA, 2689 nt
Organism: Scleropages formosus (Asian bonytongue)
Lineage: Eukaryota; Metazoa; Chordata; Actinopteri; Osteoglossiformes; Osteoglossidae
Product: WD repeat-containing protein 43-like
Exons: 18
Coding region: 71-2275 (734 amino acids)
Biological process (GO): maturation of SSU-rRNA from tricistronic rRNA transcript (SSU-rRNA, 5.8S rRNA, LSU-rRNA)
Cellular component (GO): nucleolus
Molecular function (GO): protein binding
Source: RefSeq, a predicted model, not a curated record